This is a messenger RNA of Perognathus longimembris pacificus (Pacific pocket mouse), 993 nucleotides long. RefSeq names its product transmembrane protein 216 (gene Tmem216). The coding region runs from base 255 to 524 and encodes 89 amino acids. Gene Ontology annotation, biological process: non-motile cilium assembly. The record is from RefSeq and is a predicted model, not a curated record. The transcript has 5 exons. NCBI's taxonomy places the organism in Eukaryota, Metazoa, Chordata, Mammalia, Rodentia, Heteromyidae. Gene Ontology annotation, cellular component: ciliary transition zone.
GCCGCUCUGUCCCUCGCUUCCGGCCGCGCCUCGCUGCCCCGGGAGGGGCUCCUGCCGCGUACGCAGUUUCCAUGGGGACUGAAGAUGGCGCCGCGAGGUGAGGUUCUGGAGGUAAACGGUUGUCCUCCACCCCCCUGGAGAUCCUGUUCUUUCUCAAUGGGUGGUAUUAUGCUACUUAUUUCGUGCUGGAGCUCUUCAUAUUCCUGUAUAAAGGUCUGCUGUUGCCAUACCCAACAGCCAACCUCGUACUGGAUAUGGUGAUGCUCCUCCUUUAUCUGGGAAUCGAAGUCAUUCGACUGUUUUUCGGUACAAAGGGGAACCUCUGCCAGCGGAAGAUGCCCCUUGGCAUUAGUGUGGCCUUGACCUUCCCAUCCGCCAUGCUGGCCUCCUACUACCUCCUGCUGCAGACCUACGUGCUCCGCCUGGAGGCCAUCAUGAACAGCAUCUUGCUCUUCUUUUGUGGCUCAGAGCUGCUGCUUGAGGUGCUCACCCUGGCCACCUUCUCCAGUAUGGAGCGGAUCUGAGGCUGACAGCACACAUACUUCUGGUACUUUACACGUCAAGCUGACCCGGGGAAGGUGGUGCAGCUUUUCCUCAGUACGCACACCGUCAGGCAAUAAGCCCGCCAAAGGCCAGCGAGCACCAUCUUCUGGGGCAACGUGAUCCCCAUCUGGGCCCUCCUGAGAAGUUUCCUGCUCACCUCUCCCAUGUGGAUGUCAUGGCCAAAGCGCCUGGUGUGAACAUCUGUGCCCCCUGGGCUUCCAGCAGGCCUGGCCCCCACUCCUCCCGGACGUGCCGAGCCACGCUUGCCUGGCACACACUGGGAAUGCCUCAGCAAGGUGGGCUCCUGGGGUGACAUGAAAGCUCCGCCCCACUGCUCAGGGACUCGGGGCUCCAGAACCUCUUUAGUAGUUGAUAGCAUUAUUUUUCUACUCUGAUCAUGAAGCAAACACGACUUUAUAAUAAAUAUGUAUUUUCUGUUGUGGGGUGAUG